This is a messenger RNA of Anopheles marshallii, 678 nucleotides long. RefSeq lists its product as uncharacterized. The record is from RefSeq and is a predicted model, not a curated record. The coding region runs from base 1 to 678 and encodes 225 amino acids. NCBI's taxonomy places the organism in Eukaryota, Metazoa, Arthropoda, Insecta, Diptera, Culicidae. The transcript is spliced from 2 exons.
AUGGAGCUGUUUAUUUCAGCUGCAGUCUGUCUGCUUACUUUAACGAUUACUUUAGUGGUUGGUGAGCCUGCAGCUGUAAGUUCUAACCCAUCUAGCGAUGCACUCGUGGAGGCACGGUACGAUCAUUAUGAAGACAUUUUCCGAUACUGGUGGCCAUGGUUCAGCGAUCUAUCGACGGUCGUUGCCAUAAAGCUAAAGAUUGCGAUCAUUUUGGUCGCGAUGCACGUUUUCGGGGAUGGUUACUAUUGGUCCAAAUGGACCGGCGGUUCCAGUGUCUUCGGCAACGGUCCGUUUGUACAACAUCCAGCCGGUUUCGGUUGGGGUCGUCGACGCAAACGUAGCGCAGCGUCCGUUCGGACGGGAGAGGAGGCCAAGGACACGGAUUUGGCAGAGCUGAUAUUCGACAAACUGGACCUCAACGAUGAUGCAUGUCGCAGGCGUAUCGUGUGUGAACUUUACCUGCAAGGAAAGCGCAUACCAGAAGUGUGGAGAGUGAUGAACGAGUCGGGCUAUGAAGUGUUUCGUGCCUACCGGCCGAAAAGUACUGUGCUAAGUUCUGCCGAGUGUAGUAAGCUUUACAAAUGUAGUCUAAAUCCGACACGGGACGGUUUGGUGCAGAUGAGACAAAAAACUACCCCAACCGAAAACAAUGAAGAUGAUUGGAGAUGGCCACGUUAG